Molecule: messenger RNA, 1155 nt
Organism: Cyphellophora europaea CBS 101466
Lineage: Eukaryota; Fungi; Ascomycota; Eurotiomycetes; Chaetothyriales; Cyphellophoraceae
Exons: 6
Coding region: 1-1155 (384 amino acids)
Molecular function (GO): oxidoreductase activity; zinc ion binding
Source: RefSeq, a predicted model, not a curated record
AUGGGUGACACAAUGAAAGCCGUCAACUACCAGGGCGCGUUCAAGGUCAAGGUCGAGGACGUGCCGAAGCCGAAGAUCGAACACCCGGACGACAUCAUCGUCAAGGUGACCACGGCCGCAAUCUGCGGCUCCGACCUACACAUGUACGAAGGCCGCACCGGAGCCCAGGCAGGCAUUACUUUCGGCCAUGAGAACAUGGGCGUGAUCGAAGAGGUUGGUGAGGGCGUGACGCUGCUCAAAAAGGGUGACCGUGUCGUGAUGCCCUUCAACGUCGCCGAUGGCCGGUGCCGCAACUGCGAAGAAGGCAAGACCGCCUUCUGCACAGGCGUGAACCCAGGCUUCGCGGGCGGCGCGUACGGCUACGUAGCCAUGGGCCCCUACCGCGGCGGCCAGGCGCAAUACAUCCGCAUCCCCUACGCGGACUUCAACGCGCUCAAACUCCCUCCCGGCACGGAGAACGAAAAGGACUUUAUCCUGCUGGCCGACAUCUUCCCGACGGGCUGGCACGGCGUCACGCUCAGUGGGUUCAAGCCGGGCGAGAGCGUGGCGGUCUUUGGCGGCGGGCCCGUCGGACUCAUGGCCGCGUACUCGGCGCAGCUGCGGGGCGCGAGUAAGGUGUUUGUGGUGGACCGCGUGCCGGAGAGGUUGCAGGCGGGCGAGAAGAUUGGGUGUAUCCCCAUUGAUUUCAGUAAGGUGGACGUGGUGGAGACGAUCAAGGAGAAGAAUGGGGGCAUGGUGGAUCGGAGUGUUGAUGCGGUGGGAUACCAGGCUGUGGCGGGUGGAGGGGACAAGGAGGUGCCGAAUGUGGUGCUCGAGAAUAUGAUUCAGGUCACUAGGGCGUGUGGCGGGCUGGGUAUUCCAGGUCUGUAUGUGCCGACGGACCCGGGUGCGCCGGACUCGGCUAGCGGGAAGGGCAUGCUGAGUCUGAGCUUUGGAAAGCUGUUUGAGAAGGGCCUGAGCCUGGCGACGGGUCAGUGCAAUGUCAAGCAGUAUAACCGAUACCUACGAGACCUGAUCAUCUCGGGCAAGGCGAAGCCCAGCUUCGUUGUCAGCCACGAGAUCGGCAUCGACGAUGCAGAGGUGGCAUACGACAAGUUCGACAAGCGAGUGGAGGGGUACACGAAAGUCUUGAUCCAUCCGAAUGGCCCGUUGUAA